UAAGAAAUAGUGUUAGCAGAAUAAGCUCUUAAGGAGUGUUAUUAGAAUAGACCUCCUAACCUGUUUCUUUUCCCGAAGGAAGCGAGCUAGGGAGCGAGUGGCGCGGUAGCGACGCGAGGGAGCGAGCGAGCUCGGGUCUGCAGGCCAUGGCCUAGGAGGUGGGCGCCAUGGAUUCCGUCAACAGGCCACCGCCCCGCCCCCGCGCCCGCAUAUCUAUCCAUCUUGUAGGCUUGUAGCCAGCCAAGAAAGCAGAGCGGCGCUCCUGACCAGCACCCUUCGAUUUGCGGCACCGGGCGAGGGGAAGAAGGGGUCAACAUGGAGGGGUCGUCGUCGGCGUCGGCGUCGAUGGGGGCGGCGAUGAGGCCGGCGCGGGCGGGGGUGAAGGUGUGCGGCAAGGAGGAGAAGGUGGUGGGCAUGCAGAAGGCGUCGGGGAGCUUCCCGUACUGCGGCGACGGGGUGGUGUCCACGGACGUGGAGGCCAAGUGGGUGCUCUGCUUCCUGUUGCUCUGCCUCAAGAACAAGCGCAGACUUCCAAAAAAACAAGCAAUUAGAGUGAAAAGAAGAACUUAGAAAAGAAGUAGAGUGCCUCGGAGCUGAUUUGCAACAAGGUAGAGAGAUGGAUCAUGCUCAAUCUGUUGCUCAACUGAAUACCUUGACCACUAAACUAGCCACUUACAAUGACCAAGAUAGAAAAUGUUUGAUAAACUGAAUGUUUGAGAGUUAAAGUGGUUCUUUUAGGUUUGAGCGUUCAGUAAAUUUGGUUUAUUUUCAUGUCACUACUUGCCUUAUUACUAUCCUUUUGUUCUGGAAAGACUUAUCAUUAUGCUUGUUCUCAAGAAUCAGAGACCACUGCUCAAUUAACUGUUGCCCCAUGCUGCCAGCGGCGUGAUCCACGGUGCGCAGUUUGCCAAUGCUCAGUUUCAUGGAGCAGUUAGUUUCAGGGACUGGCUGCAGUUAUCUUGCAUCCAAAAAAAUUAAGUGAUGUACACAACUAUGAUUUUGCCAAGCCCCUGCUUGUGUGAGGUACAAAAUUAGCAAUCUAAUGAGAGGGUUCAGUUUGUUUACCAAGCCCCUCCUUGCGUGAGGUACAAAAAAUAUUUUUAAUCCCGGCAGUUAACUCGGUGUUAACUACCGCAAUCCCUGAUAGUUAGCUAUUUUACUCCCGGUCGUUAGCUUGAACUGGGCAAAAAACAAAAAAAGUAUUUUCAAUCUUGACAGUUAGCUAUUCCAGUCCCGGUGGUUAACUUGACCAGGGAAAAAAAUAGAAAAAAGAAUUAAAACAAAAUAAGCAAAAAAAAGUAUUAUCAGCCAUUGCAGUUAGCUUGCUCAUCGCGUGCACUUAGGUAUUUCAUACCCGCAGUUCGUGUGACCCAAUCAGAAAAAAAAACAUUUUCAGUCACGCAGUUAACUUGGUGCUAACUGUUGCGAUUCCUGGCAGUUAGCUAUUUCACUCCCGGAAGUUAACUUGACCUGACGAUAAAAGUAUAGA
Molecule: messenger RNA, 1489 nt
Organism: Triticum aestivum (bread wheat)
Lineage: Eukaryota; Viridiplantae; Streptophyta; Magnoliopsida; Poales; Poaceae
Exons: 2
Coding region: 316-570 (84 amino acids)
Source: RefSeq, a predicted model, not a curated record